CAUUUUUGUGUGAGUGUAAGUUUCGAUUCCGAUCUGGCUGGUUGUCUGACGGACGUGCUGCGUCUCUUUUGUUGUGUUUUUUUUUGCGAACGAGCGAAGAGCGACAGGACCUCUGCGCCCGUAUACAAACUGAUUUUUUUUAUUGUUGCAAUGCAAUAUUCGCGGAACGAAUAACAACAACAUACAUAACUCAACAUUCAAGUGCAAAGCAAAUACAAAUCAAACACAAACGAAAAAGCCAACAAAAUAAAGAAAUAUUGAAAAAACAAAACGAAAAAAUUCGCACAUUUUUUCCGUCUUGUCCAGUGGAAAAUACAACAAAUUUAAAAAAAAAAAAAGAAAACAACAACGGCUAAAUCAAGUUCAAAAUCUGUUCAAAACCGAUCAACAAAAUGUCUGCUGAUAUUCUGCAGAAAUCAAGAGAGCAGGAUGAAUCGCAUUACUUCGAGCGUGGCGAUAUAUCCAAAUACGUAACGAUGAACGAUCACUUGGGUGAUUUGGAUCGCAUACAACGCGAGGUGCGUAAGGAAAUAAGGAUGCUCCUCGUCCACGGCGUCAACUCGGAUCAGCAGCAGCACCAGCAGCAACAGCAGCAGCCACAUCGCCUCCAUGGCGCCCUCACACGCACCAUUUCACAGCCGGCCCAGCUCAUCCAGCAGCAGCAGCAGCAACAACAGCAGCAACAGCAGCAGCCACCUGUGUCCAGUCUGGUGACCAUCACCGAGAACCUGGGCAACAUGAACCUGCACCGGAAGCUGGAGCGCACCCAGUCGGAGCCACUGCCGCCACAGCAGCCGAUGAACACAUCCAGAUACAAGACCGAGCUGUGCCGUCCGUUCGAGGAGGCCGGAGAAUGCAAGUACGGCGAGAAGUGCCAGUUCGCCCAUGGAAGCCACGAGUUGCGCAACGUGCACCGUCAUCCCAAAUACAAGACGGAGUACUGCCGCACCUUCCACAGCGUGGGCUUCUGUCCCUACGGACCGCGCUGUCACUUUGUCCACAAUGCGGACGAGGCCCGCGCCCAACAGGCCGCCCAGCAGGCGGCGGCCCAGGCAUCCAAGUCCUCACCCCAGUCGCAGUCACAGCAGUCGCCUAAGAGCAACCAGAGCAGCAAUCAGAGUAGCAACAGUAGCACCAGCAGCAGCGCCGGCGGCGGCAACAACCAUAACAACAACAACAACAACAAUAACAACAAUAGUAGCCAGUUCUAUCUGCCGCUGAGCCCACCGCUGAGCAUGAGCACAGGAUCGGACCGUGAAUCGCCCACCGGAUCACUGUCGCUCAGCCCCACCAACUCGCUGACCAGCUUCCCGUUCCACGAUGCCCUGCCGCUGCAGCACGGCUAUUUGGUCUCGAAUGGCGCCACAAGCAACAGUUCCGCCUCGUCCACAUCGUCGGCGUCUGGACUGGGUCUGGGCAUGAGCAUGGCCAUGGGCCAGGGCAUGAUCAUCGGUCAGGGUUUGGGAAUGGGUCAUCAUGGACCGGCCACACCGCCGGAGAGCCCCAAUGUGCCCAUUUCGCCAGUGCACACACCGCCGCCAUACGAUGUGGUGGUCAGUGGAUCUGGAGCGGGCAACAAUGCCUUGGGCAGCAGCAAGCAGCUGCUACAGAAGAGCGUCAGCACACCGAUGCAGCAGGAGGAUACGCCCAGGCUGCCGGUAUUUAAUCGUCUCAGCUCGGGAGUGGAGGCCUACCAGCAGCAGUCCAACUUGGGACUCUAAGGGCGAGGCGAGGCAGUCCGCAAAACAAAAAUGAAUUAAAAGCAACCAUCCAGCAUAUCCUACUCACGCCCAUCAAAGCAUCCCUCCAUCAACAAAAAACCGCAUCCUUGACAAAAUCUCAGUAACGACCUAUACCAUGGAAACUGGAAACAACUACUCUCGCAGUGCAAUCCAAACCCAAUUCAAAUUCCCCAAGGCAACUGGAUUUCCGGGGGCACAUCCUUCGAUGCAAAACAUGUGUGUAUGAAGUAUACGCCACCGAAAUAGCAGGCCACUGCCAAGCAACAGACAUACAUCCCUCCCCUUUCUAAAUAUGAACCGAUCUUUGAUAUGAAUUCUCUCAUUGCUGUGACAGUCAAACGUAAUCGUUAUAAUCGUUAUAUGAGAAGGACCGAAUAACAGACACUACGGGACAAUUAGGUAGAUAGAUACGUAAAUGACAAACAAACAAUCCAAGCAAACGAUGAUCUUAAACUAUAACUAAAUACUAAAAACUAACAAAAACAAAACAAACAAACAAAAAACAAAGCAAGCACGAAAGCUAAAGCUAAACAAAACAUUCUUAUGAACUAGACAAGAUGAAGAGACGAAGAUGACGAAAAGGACUAUUGGGAAUCUUCAGCGAAUGUUGCUCAAAUCAAAUCAAAACCCACGGCCAACGACGAAUGUGAAAAUCGUUCCUGCAUUUAUAGAAACUACUGCAGUGCACCAAUUAGAACCCAUGCACACCUGUCGCUUUUGUUCAAUACUUAUACGCCACGCACUUUGGAUAAGUCUUAUGUAAAAAAAAAAAUUGAUUACCGGCUUGUAUAUAUAUAUACAUAUAUGGCCAGCACCUGUGUAUAUAUAACUUUUGAUGUGGAUAAAUAGAGAGAUAGAGAGAAUAUAGAGUUGGUCCGAUGUCUUCCAGUCCAAGCCAAGCCAAUUAAUCAAUCAAUCCAUUCAGAUGAGAAUGAUAGACGAACAGAAAACAAUGCUAAGAAAAUUCUUUAAUUUAUUAUUUUUUGCUAAAUUUAUGUAAUAGAAAACGUUGUGUACAUACGAGAGUUAAUAUUUUGAUAAAGAUAAUAAAUUAUAAUUACCAAUUACCUUACGUUUACGGUUAAAUGAUGAUCUUGGAUGAUAUGAAUAUUAUUGAUGAUAUACCUCUGCAAAUCGUGCAACUAAUCACAACAACAAACAAACAAACAACAACAACAACCAACAACAACAACCAACGAGCAACCAACAAUUUUUCAUUUUGAGAGGAAAUUUUUAAUGGAAUUUUGUCAUUGAUUUGAGAUAUAUUAUUUUUUUGUCUGAAUGACUACGAUUCUUUGUACUAUUUAAAUCGAUCUAUGAAAUGGAAAUGCUGAUUUUUAAACACCAUAAUUUAUUUUCACAUCUAUUUACAUAAAACAUACCAGAUAUAUUUUAUAUGCAAUUAAUGUUAAUAAUUUAUGAAAACAACACAUGCAAAACACUCAGACACACACACACACACAUAUAUAUUUUGACCAUUGAUAAUUUUAUGUUUUUUAUAUGGUAUAUGCGACAGAUCAUUUUGUUUAUUAUAUAUUAUUUUUAUUUAAUUUAUUUUACAACUUUUUCUUGAUUUCUUCUAUUUUUGGGUGCAGUUAUAUAAUUUUAGUGUUAUGAGAGACCCUUAAUUUAUAUACAACUUAUAUAAAACCAUAUUAUAAUUAUGCUUACGUCGAUGAUAAUGAAGUACAUGCAUAUGUAAUAAAAGCGAAAAAAACAAAGGAAAACCUUAACAAAAAAAAGCCUAUUUAAAAUAUUUAUGUAGGGAAAACCAUCCGAAUGUCAAUCUUUGAAUGUGUCGGAAAAAAAAUGAAAGAAAAAGCGAUUUAUUUAAGGCCGGAAAGUGAAAAAAGCAACAAAAAAAAACAAAAAGCAAACUGAGUACAGUGUUAGAAAUUUAAAACCAAUUAAACUGAGCAAACGAAAUAGAAACUUAAUAGAAAUAUUUAAAUUAUUUUUGUACACAUCUUUUGCCCUAUUCAAAUGUAUAUGUAUAAAUAUGUAAACUGUAACCUGUAUACAGCGACUUUUUUUUGUGAAAAUAACUUAUAUCAGAAAAAUUGCUGAAUUGCAAUUCAAAUCAAACUAAAUCAAAUAUUUAAUUACUCCUAUUUAUUAUUAUCUCUUUCACUCGGCGUAUUAAUGUUACAUAACGACCAACAGCAGCGAGAAUUUUAAGCAUGACUUAAAACAAAAAGCAAAAAGCAAAAAAAAACGGCCGAGGAAAGAGCAAAUUCCACGCGUGUUUAUCAAUCUGUGUGCACCGCGCGCGAGGGGGGUAAAUAAUUCUCAAAGUGCCUUAUCGUUAAUAUUAUGUAUAAAUUAAAUACACACAAACACACAAAUUAUGUAUAGUCUUGUGGAAAUGGAAAAAGGAAACGCAGAGACAGAGUGCAAAAGGCAUAUUAAUUAUUUAUUAUUAUAUUAAAGUCUAUUUUAUUAUACUUUCGAUUUACUUUGAUUUUACUUCCCAUCCCAAAAACAAUUGUUUUUGUUUGUACUCCGAUACGCAUUGGAAUCGGAAUUGAUCAGAAUAGAAAGUUACGGCAGCGUGCAAAGGUUUACUGUAAUACCUAAUACCUAUAUUUAACAUACUUAUAUAUAUUAUACUGUUUUUUUGCUCCAUUUAAUUUUUAAAAACUCUAACUUAGACCUGAGCUUUGGUUAUCAUCAUGAUGAUUAUUCUAAUUUUUUUUAACGCGUUCUUCCCUUUGUACAACAAACAAAGAAAAACAAAAUAAAACUAAACUAAAACCGUGCCCCGCAUGAAGCAAGUGUGGUCUAAUCGAAAUGAAAACCUACUCUUAACACUUAUCCAAGUCGUCUUCCUUCUAAGAAAAAUGAUAAGUAAACACUAAACUAUAAUGUGGUACUCUUGAAUGAUCGAUAAACAAAGGAGAACAAGAAAUGUAAUGCCAGUUGAAUUAUACACUAUUUAUAUAUAUAUAUACUUUGUUCGUUAUUUAUAUAACCAUAUACCAUAAUUUUUUUCAUUGAUAUCCGCCUUGGCAACAACAAAUGCAGAAUCAAAACAAAAGAUAUGCAAAACAAAAAAAAAAUAAAUAAAUAAACACUUACCUUAAAAAAAAAAACAACGAAAAAGACAAAACAACUAAGAAAUGAACACAAUCUGUACAUGAAUUUUGUUAAUGCUGAAACAUGCCUAUUUAUGCUUCCAUUGCAACACUUUUGUGCGUAUUUUUAUAUAGAAAAUUAAAA
Messenger RNA from Drosophila santomea, 4961 nucleotides. RefSeq names its product protein TIS11 (gene Tis11). The record is from RefSeq and is a predicted model, not a curated record. Bases 393 to 1721 code for a protein of 442 amino acids. The transcript is spliced from 4 exons. Gene Ontology annotation, molecular function: mRNA binding; metal ion binding. NCBI's taxonomy places the organism in Eukaryota, Metazoa, Arthropoda, Insecta, Diptera, Drosophilidae.